UCAAUCGGAACAAGGUAUAUAAAACCAAAUCCAAUUAUUUUCCUUUUUCCACACCCACAAACACGCACACGUUCUCCUCUCUCUCUCUCUCUCUCGCUCUCUCCAGUCGCCGCUGCGGUUGAAGCAGGAACCGGCGUACAAGAACCUGCCGGGUGCCGUCUCGGCGGGAGGUUGUGGCAGCGGUGGAGGCGGAGGGAGCGCGGCGGAGAUUGAGGCAGUUAAAGGCCGAUAAGGUUUUUGCUGAUAUUUUUGGAGAGCUGUGUCGAUCCGUUUCCAAAGUUGUGAACCUUGUUUUUCAAGUCAAAAACUGUUAUUCUUUCCUUUAAUGGCAACUCAGUAAAUGGUGUCACUAGCAAGUGAGAUGGAUCCACUGGAUUCUUUUCCAGGAUGCAUGGGAAGAAUGAUUAACAUGUUUGACGAUGGUACAAGCAUAACCAGAACCAAAAUGGUGACUGAGAGACCACAUAGAGAUGUUAUGACGAACUGUGCAGAUAUACCGAAUGAGCCUAUAGAUCCUGUUGGAGCUAAGAUGGAGGGGAAGCAUAUAGCAAGUAAAGACAGGAGUUCACCAAACAAGAAACCAAGUGGAACACCAAUCAAAAUGCUUAUGUCACAGGAGAUGCUGGGUGAUAUAGAGUUCGGUCAGAAGCCUCCAAGUGUUGUCGCAAGACUAAUGGGUCUUGAUUCCUUACCUAUGCAGCAACCAGUUCUAGUUGACAAGAACGUCAGGAACAAGGGGCAUCUAUUUGACGAUUUAACAGAACUUCAACCUCAUCGACAGAAUGAAGUUGAUUGCUUUGACAAAUUUAUGGUAUGUAAUAGUCAGUCUUUCAUCCAUGGGGAAACAUUUAAAGAUGUAUAUGAAGUACAGCAACCACCACAAAAGAGUGUUUGGAUCGAAAAGCAAUCUCUGCAGAAAGAAAGAUUUGAUGACAAUUCAUAUCAAAGGAGAAUGAGCCUUGUCCGUCAGAAGUUCAAUGAAGCAAAACUCUUGGCUACUAAUGAGGAGUUCAUUGAUUCUAAGGAGUUUCAAGAUGCCGUGGAAGUUCUUAAUUCAAAUAGAGAUUUAUUUCUUAAAUUUCUGGAGGAAUCGAAUCCACUUUUCACAAAGCAUCUCAUUGAGCUCCAGAGUGUGCCUAUACCCGCACAAAAAACACGAAUUACUGUUCUGAAACCUUCCAGCACCACUGUGAAAAAGAUUGACAAACAUAUUGAGAGGCAAUUACUUACAGAUUCAGUGGAAAGUAUCAGAAAAGAUAAUAAUCAUCAUUAUUGGACCCGUGAAUUAUUGCAGCCAAAGGGUCAGAAUUUGUCUCAGUCGACAAGGAUAGUGGUUCUGAAGCCUUGCCGCGAGAGAACUGAUUGUGUGAUGACUAAACUUCCUAACAAUCUUCCAAAACUGACGGAUGGUCCACUUUCUGGUGAAGCUAUGGCAAAUGGUGAAUUGACAGGUUCGAGAGAAAUAGACAAGGGGAUUGUUCAUCAGCUGCAAGAAAGCCUGAGUUACAACAAAGAAGAUGUAUUUUUAUCUUCUGUAUUGUCAAAUGGAUAUAUUGGGGACGAGAGCUCUUUUAAUCAGUCAGAAAGUGAGUACAUGGAAGAUGACAUUGGAUCUACAAGCGACAUGGAAAAUGCAACUCCAGCAACAGAGCAUUCUUGCAGUUGCAUGCAUAAUAUUUACAGUCCUAUCUCAGCUCCCUCCUUUACACGAGUAUCUCAUUCACCAGAGUCAUCUGUUACUCGAGAAGCUAAGAAACGCCUUUCAGAAAGGUUGGCUUUGGUAGCUUCAAGUGAUAAUUGUCAUGAGCCAAGCGAAUUAUGCAGAACCUCAAGCACCUUAGGUGAAAUGCUUGCAAUUUCUGAACUAAAGAUUGAAAGAAGCAAAGAUGGACUUGCUCUCUCUAGGAGCAAGUCAUCCAAGGAGGAAAAUGACACAAUGAUAUCCUCGGCAUUCCUGUCUUCAUCUGGAUCUAAGAAUGAUGAAAAUUUGCAUGGCAGCUUAUCAAGAUCAAAGUCAGUUCCACUUUCUCCAUCAGCUUGUGAAGUUGAUAUGUUGAAUGGGGAAAUCUCUGGUCCCCUGCUUGGUAAACCCAUUGUUCAGAUUGAGGGACCCAAGACAAAUAAUAGGAGAUCAUCUUUCAAGGAUAUGGUCUCUAGUUUUUUCUUCUCUAGAAGCAAGAGAUCAAGCAGAGGGAAGUCCUUCAGAUCUGCCUCAGUGCAGGAUGAAAGAGUACAGUUGCAAAGUUUCAGCAGUAAUAGUAAACUGAAUGAUGAUUUUUCAGAAUCUUUUGAGGAAACUCCCUCAGCAGAGAUCAUACAGUGUACUGAAAACUUACACGAUGAGUCAACUGAAGGGAUAUUUCAUAAGGGUGUUGAUUCUCUUGAGAAACCCGAGAUAAUGGGAAACUGUAACCAAAGUUGUUUCAGCCAAACUUUGGCAGCAGACGACGUCAAUAAUGCUAUGUCACAGUUCUGCGCAAGUGCCAUCUCUGGUCGUCCACAAGCACUUUCUAGGUCUCCACCUAUAGAGUCAGUUCCGCGGUCCUUAAUGAGAAGUAGUCCGUACAUAGACGUAGCAUCAGUAAAGCCCUUGAUGCCUUCCAUGAUUAUCUCCAAGGCAGAUGAAGAAUAUGAUCAAUUUGUUUUUGUGCGAAAGCUGAUCCAAUCAUCUGGGUUAGAGAACAAGAAGAGCAUGAUUUUUGGUAGGUGGCAUUUGCUCGACAGUCCAUUGAAUCCUUCAUUGUUGUAUGAUUCAUUGCACAUGGAUGACGAGGAAGCCAAGCGAACCGUGAGCCACAGACUCCUUUUUGAUGCUGUAAAUGAAGCAUUAUUAGACAUUAGCCAAUCCACACUGUUUGCCGCCUGCCAUGGCCAUCAUAAGUUUGAUGUGAUGGGUGUUUCAACAUCCGGAGAAGUGUGGACGACUUUAAGAAACCGGUUAUCAGAUGAGAAGCUUGUGCCAAGUGAACCCAUCAGCAGCAGCGCAGUCAUAGAGUGGAUAGUGAAAAAUGAGGUCACAGGAACAUCAUGGAUCGAAUCGAAGUGGUUGGAAAUUUGUGAAUUCUGCAAAGAUAUUGCUGGGAAGGUGUUGGAAGAUCUGAUUGAAGAGGCACUGUGAGAAUCAUAAUGCCAUUCAUGAAGCCAAGGUUUGUUUAUCAUGUCUUUCUUUAGGGCCCCCCUUUUGCUUAGGGUUAUCAUUGCCCUUUCCAAGUUAAUUAUAAUACUAGUGUUCAUUGUCUAUAUGCACUAUAUUAGUAAUUCUGGAGCCUGAUCAAUAGUUCUCAUAUAUUGUUGAGUUGAUCUUAAUUAGUCAGUCUCAUUAUUUUAGAUUGCGCCUUGGAUCAGUUUUUUCUGUAUAAGAAUUAUGUAGCCAAUACCAAAUAGUUGGGAUUCACAUCUCUUAUUAUUGUUGUAUGAAGAUGUUUAA
This is a messenger RNA of Zingiber officinale, 3427 nucleotides long. RefSeq lists its product as uncharacterized. The transcript has 7 exons. The coding region runs from base 341 to 3118 and encodes 925 amino acids. NCBI's taxonomy places the organism in Eukaryota, Viridiplantae, Streptophyta, Magnoliopsida, Zingiberales, Zingiberaceae. The record is from RefSeq and is a predicted model, not a curated record.